Molecule: messenger RNA, 783 nt
Organism: Pleurotus ostreatus (oyster mushroom)
Lineage: Eukaryota; Fungi; Basidiomycota; Agaricomycetes; Agaricales; Pleurotaceae
Exons: 8
Coding region: 1-783 (260 amino acids)
Source: RefSeq, a predicted model, not a curated record
AUGCCGUACCCACUCACCAAACUACCGACAUCCCCCGACGACAUAACAGCAAUGGACCCAAGGCAUGCUUUGAAACUGGGGAUGGCGUUUACAAAGAACGGAUUGCUUCAAGCGCUAAACAAUUUGUAUAAUCUGGCCCCGGCUGUAGAGGCUUCUCGCUCUGCCUUUGUGCCGUUCUUAGACUAUGCAAGCAUGACCUUCUCGAUAUUACUUCUUCACCUAGAAGGUCGGACACCUAUCACUGAUUUACCAUCUUCGUUACUGACUAGCGCGCAAGGCGAUGAUUUGUUCUUCUCUACCCCAAAUAAUGGCCAGGGGAAAACUCUACAAGCCAUCCUCGGUGCAAAUUGCAAUCCAACGAUGAGUGCAGUGGUGCGGUCUAUAAAGAAAGCGCAAGUAUUGAUAGAACAGUGGAGAAAGACACCUGAAGAUUACACAGCUGCGGCCCUCCGAAGCGCUAUCGACUUCGGACCACAUAUGCUCGAGCUGAUGCAGGCACAGAUUGCCAGCAUCGACACCAAACGGCUCGAAGGGAGUCUGACUGCAGAAGAGGUUAAAACGAUGGUGGCUGAGAAUGUAGGGUGGUUCGAAACCCAAGUAGGCGUAGAAGCUCUCCUUCCGUUUGUUGUCUCCCAUCAUGAUGCCGGUGCCUCGAAAUUUUGGCCGCCCAUUCAUCCAGACGGCAUGGCCUUGAUUCCUCAGCUUAUCGAGGACAAUGCUGCUCGUUGGCAGUUCGCUCCUGUGCACCCAGUUACCAGGGAGGCUAGUCCUUGGGCGGUGUAA